This is a messenger RNA of Priapulus caudatus, 1311 nucleotides long. Its product is annotated as hsp70-binding protein 1-like. The coding region runs from base 196 to 954 and encodes 252 amino acids. NCBI's taxonomy places the organism in Eukaryota, Metazoa, Priapulida, Priapulimorpha, Priapulimorphida, Priapulidae. The record is from RefSeq and is a predicted model, not a curated record. The transcript is spliced from 6 exons.
GUGGAUGCGUGCAUGAAUCGUAAACCAAGAUUGAGUAAUCGCGUGAAAUCUGAAGAUUGCUCUGAAUACUGGACGCCAACAAUUUCUUUACCUGCUCCACUCGUAUAUAAGAGACUCGAUCACCUUAACCGAACCACACAUUUGCCACUAUAGCUUUGCGAUCAACGGUCCGUAACUCCGUCAAGCACGUGACAUAUGGCGUCCGACAGCAAUGCCGAGCAGGGAGGCGGUGGCGGUGGCGGUGGGGGAGAGGACCGAGAUGGACGCCGCUUCCCGCCGACGAUGGAAGGCCUGCUGCGAUUCUCCAUCGAACACACGUCUGACCAGGCCGACAGCCCCAGUCUACAGCCACAAGAGAUGACAGAGGAGCGGAGGGAGUUUUUACGCAGCGCUCUGGCUGAGGCAACCGUUGACCCUAUCCAGGUGAUCAAGCGCUCUCUGGCGGAGAUGCAGGAACUGCUCGACCGAGAAGAGAGACAGGAGGAGGAGGAGGAGGAGGGAGAGGGAGAUGGGGAGGAGGCGGCAUCACAGCGGCUGCAGGCACUGCUGGAGAACGUCACCGACUGGUGCAACGACAUUGACUUGGCGAACGACCUGCAUAAGAUUGGAGGUUUCGCGCUGUUCCCGCGCCUCCUCGCCGCGAGGGCGGCCGGCGUGCGUUCGCGCGCGGCAGAACUCGUCGCGACGGUCGCGCAGAACAAUCCCUACACGCAGGCGCAGCUGCUGGCACAGGGGGCGCUGCCGACGCUGCUGCGGCUCACCGACGACGACGCCGCGGGCGACGAGGUGCGAGUGAAAGCGCUGUUCGCUAUAUCGUGCGUGGUGUUUAUUGUGAUUGACUGUGUUUUGCUCUCGCUUUACUUUCAGGAGGAAGUGGAGUACUGCAAAACGAUAUUGCAGAUUUGCUUUCAAGGUGGUAACAAUUCUUCCAGUCAACAAGGACCAGACCGGUGAUGCUAGGUGAUACAAGGAAGCGAGUUUUUGGCGUAAAGCAAGAAAUGUGUUUAGUAAUGACCAGGCAACCAUCUAGCCAAAAAAUCUGUACACUGUAGCCGUAUGGUCAGCAGUUCUGUAAACUGCGUAUUCAAUAAUUGUGCCACUGCCAAGCAGAGAGUACAAUGCAACUAUGAGAAUGACUAUGCUAUUGCUCGCCUUUCAUCCAUCAAUCAUCGUAGCAAAUGAAAGCUUGGGUGCGAGCAAUGCGGGAGUAGUUGUCAGACGAUUGAAUGUACAUAUACGGUACGCUUAACACAAGUUCAUGAAUGUCAUGCCGCGUUACAAUAACGUCUCAAAUAUACGAUUUAAUUACUA